AUGGACGAAACUGAAGUAAAAGAAUAUCGCUGGGAAGGCGGUUAUGAAAAAACAUGGGAGGAAGUCAAAGAAGAUGAAGGAGGAAAUGUCGAAUGGUCGGUUAAAGAGAUUAUUGAAAAAUCUAAGCGGUUACUGGCAACUCGGCAGCCUAAUGUCCGUCUGGGCAUGAUGCGACAUUUGUUUGUUAUUGUGGAUAGUUCCAAUUCAAUGGUUGAAAAGGAUUUAAAACCUACUAGACAAUUGUGUACUUACAAAUUGCUUCAGGAUUUCAUUCAAGAUUAUUUUGAUCAAAAUCCAAUUAGUCAACUUGGUCUGAUAACUACAAGAAAUUCAUCUGCAGAGCGUAUAUCUGAAUUGUCUGGCAAUAGAAAAUAUCAUCUUGAAGAAUUGAAAAAAACAUUUGGAGAUUUUAAUUAUUGCAAUGGAUUGAUGUCUGUGCAAAACUCUUUAGAAAUUGCAUUGUCAGUUAUGAAAAUGUUGCCUUCCCAUACUAGUAAAGAAAUACUUAUUAUUGGAUCUAGUUUGAGUUCGUGCGACCCAGGAGAAAUAAAUACUUCUAUAGAAAUGCUUAAAACCCAUAAUAUUAGAGUUUCAAUGAUACACUUGGCUGCUGAAGUACGGAUGUUUCGACAUUUGUGUAAUGAAACUAAAGGCAAACAUAAUGUAAUUGUAGACGAUGUACAUUUUAAGCACAUUCUUUGGUCGUUAGUGGAACCUGUUCCUCUACCAAAUUCAGUUGAUGCAUCAUGUGUGAAAAUGGGUUUUCCUCAAGAGUUAGAACAAAAACCACCAUUCACCACUUGCUCCUGUCAUUUAGCAGAAGGUGGCAAAUUAAACGCAAAAGGUUUCUUUUGCCCACAAUGUAACAGCAAGUAUUGUGAAUUACCUGUAGAGUGCAAGUGCUGUGGCCUCAUACUCGUGUCUUCUUUACAUCUUGCGAGAUCAUUACAUCAUUUGGUUCCUAUUAAGCCAUUUAUAAAAAUUGAGCUUGAAGAAGGUUCUAGUGCCUACUGCUAUGGAUGCAGAAAGAGAAUAAAGGUCCCUGCUGAAAAUGUAUACUUUUGUGAAUCUUGUAAAAAACAUUACUGUGAUGGCUGUGACAUUUAUGUGCAUAAUACAUUACAUGUGUGUCCAGGCUGUGCUGUUAAACGAGAUGAAAAAAGAUAA
Messenger RNA from Macrosiphum euphorbiae (potato aphid), 1167 nucleotides. NCBI's taxonomy places the organism in Eukaryota, Metazoa, Arthropoda, Insecta, Hemiptera, Aphididae. The record is from the annotation of a GenBank genome assembly.